This is a messenger RNA of Leishmania mexicana MHOM/GT/2001/U1103, 1920 nucleotides long. RefSeq lists its product as hypothetical. The transcript has a single exon. The coding region runs from base 1 to 1920 and encodes 639 amino acids. The record is from RefSeq and is a predicted model, not a curated record. NCBI's taxonomy places the organism in Eukaryota, Euglenozoa, Kinetoplastea, Trypanosomatida, Trypanosomatidae. Gene Ontology annotation, biological process: intraciliary transport involved in cilium assembly.
AUGAACGAAGCGAAGGUAGCCAACAUCCUUUCCUACCUUGACAGUGCUGCCGCGACGCAGUGCGAGGCGCGGAGUGUGCGAGACUGCACACUCGCGACCAGCUUCUCCAGCGUUGUGCCGCUCACGUCGUCGGUGCUGCAGCAUGUCACGGCCAGCUCUCCGGCACCGUCAUCCAUAAACGCCUCGCCGAACAAUACCCCGACGCACCGCCACGCACCGCCGAGACGGUCGGCAUCGCCGCCGUCCGUCGGUGUGUCAGCAGUGUCGGUGUCGUGGAUCACCGGCAGCGGAGCCGAGUCUGCCCAGAACACAUACCUUGGCAUCAAGAAGCGCAUUGAGGGGAUGCAGUUCGAGAAUGAGCAGCUUCGCCGGGACAAUGCAGAGCUUCGCAGCCGCCUCCAGCAGUGGCGUGCCGAGGAGGCAAACCGAAAGCAGGAAAUGCGCGAAGCUGUGCAGGGCGAGGUGGACGAGCUACGCAGCUCGCAUGUUCAAGAACGCAAGCGCGUCAAGGCGGAGAAAGAAAAGCUAGAAAAGGCGAAGGAGGAGCUGAUGCACCAAGUGGACACGCUUACGGUGAGGCUGCGUGAAGAGGCGGCGAAACACGCCGAAGAUGUUCGGCGUCUAGAAGGGACACAUGCCGCGGCCCUCUCGUCCCUGCGCACCAAGUGGGCUGCCCAGGAGAAGGUGAGCCGCGAGAAAUGGCGUCUGGCCGAGGCGAAGCGCAUCAAGGAAUCGACGCUGCAGUCCCUCGAGCCGGACAUUGUGCUGCUGCUGAAUCGGCACAAGGCCGAAAAGGCGCGACUGCGCGAGGAGUACGAAAACGAGCUGCGCCAUCGUGACGAGGUCAUCGCUGCCAAAGAUGCCUCCGUAGAGGAGUUGAAGUCGAAGCUGCGGCGGGAGGCAGGUGAGCUGCUCAGCCGCGAGCAGGAAGCAGUGCGAGAUCGCCUCCGAGACGAGAGCGAGCGCAUUCAUCGACAGCUCGAGGAGGAGCGCCGUCUUGAGCAGCAAAGGCGCGAGCAGCUGGAGCACCACUAUGAGGAUCAGAAGCGCACGUUGCAGCGGGAGAUCGAGCGACUUGGGAAGGAGGUGCUGCGCCUGCAGAGCGAGCAGACAUCGGAGCAGGCCUCCUUCCACGAGGCGGUGACAAGUGAGGUGGCGCGCGUGACAGGCGAGGUGAACGAGCGCAUGAAGUGUAUCAAGGAGAAGCUGAUGCUGGAGUUCGCGAACCGCGAGAAGGAUGCAAGGGAGGAAAACCAGCGCUAUCUGCAAUCAAAGGAGGCGGAGAUGCGCAAGAAAUGCGAGCUGGAGCGCGAUGCGGCGGUGACGAAGGUGGUGCAGCGGCUCGAGGAGGAGCACCUGCGCGCCUUGGAGUCUGCUCGGGGUAGUGAUGGUAUGCUGCGGGAGCGCUACAUCCAAGUUACGCGUGAGAAGGAGCGACUGCAGGUGGAGCUUGACCUCGUCCAGGAGCAGCUAAGCACCGCCCUCGAGGCCAACCGCAGCAAAGCCGAGGAGCUGCAGAGAAUUCAGGACAUGGCGAACCUGUCGGAGCAGCACAUGAGCGCCAUCGAGGACAAGGUGCGCUCCGAGUACACGAAGCGCAUGAGCAUCCUGGACCACGAAUGGCAGAAGAAGCUUCACGAGUUCGAGACCCAGCACGUGAAGGAGGUAUGGGAGCUACAGCAGCGCCACGGCGCCGCGACGCAGGAGGUGGCUCGCCUGAGGUCCGAGUUCGAGAUGGAGAAGAAGACGUUGGAGCAGCGCCACCACGCGGAGCUGAGUCAGAUCAACGAGCGCGUCCUUGUGGCCAUCACAAAGAAGGAAAACACCAUCCGUCACCAGUCAGAGCAGCUGCUGAGCUUGCAGGAGGCUGUCAGUGUGCGGGACCAGGAGCUGCAACGGCAUCGCCAGCUGCUCUUGUGA